Messenger RNA from Octopus bimaculoides (California two-spot octopus), 1998 nucleotides. Its product is annotated as nucleolin. Lineage: Eukaryota; Metazoa; Mollusca; Cephalopoda; Octopoda; Octopodidae. Gene Ontology annotation, molecular function: RNA binding. The record is from RefSeq and is a predicted model, not a curated record.
AGAGGAUCUAAUUUGUAAUAAUGAUUAAUCAUUACAUUAUACUGAUUAAACAAAACAAGAUCUCGAUUCGGUAAAUUUUCGCAAUUAUGGUGUCGCUUUGGUACGUGCGUCUUUUCACCCAUGCGGUGAAUUUGGCUGUCGUGGUUCCUCGUGUGUCGGUCAGUAAUGCCAUUGGCUCGAGAGCUACUGAAAAUAAGCCAUUGGCUGCGAUAUCGUUUUGAUUUGGCCGUGUUUCGAUAAAUGGUUACUGUGCAAACAUCAAGUGGUUAUCGACUAUCACAUGAUUCUGGAUGCUGCAAUGGAUUUCCUGGUUUGUGUGCAAGCUGGUGUCAACCUGGUCUUACAACAACACCCACUAACCGGUAUUGUGAGUCUACGGUGAAGGCUAAGCUGCGCCAUGAAAAGGGGUAUGAGAAUCCAAAAAAGUCAGCUGAAGCUGAAGAAUCUAAUGAGGAGUCUUUUUCAGAACCAGAAGAAAUGGAUGCUGAAGUUGCAGACGUUCCAAAUGUUAAUGUGUUAAAACAAAAUAACGAUUCACCUGCAAAAGGAGAUGAAGAAUUUGGCGACAGUGAGGCAGAUGGGAAGGAAAGUAUUGAAGAUGAGGAGAGUGAGAGUAAUGAAGGUGAGGAGGCACAGGACGAUGAGGAGGAGGAGGAUGAAGCAGCAGUAAAAAAUACUACACCAGCUGCUGAGUCAGGUCAUUCUGAUGAAGAGAAUUCUAACGAGGAAAAUUCUAAUGAAGAACCAGAUGAUUCCCCUAAUUCAAAAGCUAAUGGAAAAUCUAAUGGUGAGAGAGAAGCCAAGAAGCGUAAGAAAGAAGUUGAUGAUGAACCAGUGACAGUUCUGUGUAGAAAUGUUCCUCUGGAAGUGACUGCUGAGAAAUUUGAGAAAUUUCUUAAGAAGAAAGGAAUUGAAUUUGCAUCUGUCCGUAAACAAGACAAUAAAAAGUUUGCACAUAUCGACUUAGCUAAUCCUGAUGACCUUGAGGCAGUCCUAGCCAUGCAGGAUAUUGAAUUUAAAGGGUCUAUAUUGAUAUUUGAAAAGGGUAAGCCCAUGGGAGCAUCAAAACCAGAAAGAACAGACAGAGAUAAGGAUGAUUCAAAAUCACUAUUUGUGAAGAACUUGUCCUAUGAUGAUUCAGAAGAGAGUAUUAGGAACAGUCUGAUGGAAAUAUUUCCCGAUGCCCGAAAUGUCCGAAUUCCAUGCAAGAGAGAUACGCAUAGAGGGUUUGCCUAUGUUGAGUUUGAUACUGCUGAAGAAGUAAAGGAUGCCAUUGAAAACAAACAAGGGGUUGAAUGUGGGGACCGAAAAUUGUACUUAGACUAUGCAGGAGGUACUUCACGGCAAAGGAGAGGUUUUAGAGAUGAUCAACCUGAAGAAUCCAAUGUGCUACUAGUGAGAAAUCUAUCCUAUGAGACAACAGAAGAUUCUUUGCGAUCAUAUUUCAGAGAUGUUACUGCUGUACGAAUGCCAAUAUUUUCAGAUUCAGGAAAACCAAAAGGAAUUGCGUUUGUGGAAUUUGAGUCUGUAUCAAAAGCAAAAAGUGCUUUGAACAAAUAUGAUGGUACUGAUAUUGAUGGCAGAACUGUUUCCUGCUGUUUUGCAAGAAACAGAGGUGACAAUGAUGGCAGAAAUCGAGGUUAUGCUGGAAGACGCAGUGGCGGUUAUGGCGGACGCAGUGGAGGUUAUGGUGGCUAUAGUAGUGGUGGUGGUGGCGGUUAUGGUGGUCGCAGUGGUGGUUAUGGCGGCCGAAGUGGUGGUUAUGGUAGUGGUGGCUAUGGUGGUGGUGGCUACGGUAGUGGUGGCUAUGGCGGAGGUGGCUAUAGCAGUAGACGUAGUGGAGGAAGCUACGGUGGCGGUGGAGGCUAUGGUGGUGGUGGUUAUGGUGGCGGCGGAGGCUACGGCAGUGGUGGUGGAGGUUACGGCAGCAGCUAUAGUCGAAACAGAGGUUAUAGUGGCGGACGAAACAGUAUUGGUAUAUAAACCAUUUUUUUUUUU